Molecule: messenger RNA, 1701 nt
Organism: Effrenium voratum
Lineage: Eukaryota; Dinophyceae; Suessiales; Symbiodiniaceae
Source: the annotation of a GenBank genome assembly
UGCCCAAGGCAACUCGUGAGAAACGAAUCCCGGCGAUCGCGAUUUCGCCUCCGCACAGCUGGCGGAGUAACCGGCUGUCACCAUGGCCGCAACCAACGCUGCGAUCAUGGGCCGGAGGCUGACGGCCUUUGGGCAUCACAACCUUUUGGUUGAUGUCAUCGCGAAGGAGCAAGCCAGUGAGGGGUCAAGGGUAUCCUCAAAGCGCCACCCGGCGCAAGAGACGCGCACGCCUGGAAAGGUCUUGGCCGUUUGGGGCCACGAGACCGAAGAAGCAGAUAUGUUCGUGCCCUACUUCUCCAGCAAGCCUUUCAACUUUGACGGAGACAUUGUGAGGCUGCGGCAUGCCCUGGGCGUGGUGAGCCAUCGCGGCCACAAGCCGGACAUGCCGAACCAGGAUGAGUUCUUCGUGUUGGUGCAGAAGGAGUCGGUGCUCAUGGGCGUCUUCGACGGCCACGGCUUGGACGGCCACAACGUGGCGCACUUUGCGCAGGAGCAUCUGCCCAGAAGCAUCUUGGAGCGCCUCAACGCGGGCCAGAGCUGGGAGCCCGCAGUGCGCAGCGCGGUUGGAACGCUGAACAGCGAAUGUUCGCAGGACGAAGAGAUGGCGCAGAAGGCUCAGCUCUCUGGUACCACGAUGACCGUCCUCAUGUUAGACAGCCCCAGCCCCAGCCUUUGGCGCAUCCGUUGCGCGCACCUGGGAGACUCCAUCGCGGUGCUGGCGAGCAGGCCGAAGGGAGGCGGCGCUUGGCAAGUCACGCAGCUCACCGAGAUCCACCGGGCGGAUCGACAGGACGAGUCCGAGCGGAUCACCAAGGCUGGCGGGAAAGUAGUGCACUUCGAAGGGGAGCCGCCGCGCCUGGUGGCAGAUGAGUGGUGUUUGGCGGUGAGUCGGUCCUGGGGAGACUUCCACGCCGCCAAGUGCGGCCUGUCCUGCGAGCCCGAGUUCAGCGUGCGGGAUUUGCCCACGGACUGCGAGUGCUUCGUCUUGAUCUGCUCCGAUGGUGUCUGGGACGUAAUGCCGCAGCUGCAAGCUGUGAAUCUCAUAGGGAAGUAUCCGCAAGCGGAGGCGCAGAGCGCCGUUGAGAAGCUGGUGAGCAAGGCCCAGCUGCGGUGGCAAGAGCAGGGCGACGUGGUGGACGACAUCACCGCCUUGGUACUGUGGCCCACCCUGGGGGACGCCUUGGCAAAGGAGAACGCAGACACCGAUGCGCCGGAGUCCGGUAACUCGGACAGUGAUGCUUGAAAUCCGCAGUCUGUCAGUUCGGCGCCAUGCUUUACGCGACCUCAGCAUGGUCGGCAGAUUUGAAGAACAGCGCAUCCGUUCGCUUGCAAAACGCCUGGCAUGUACUUGCCCUGCGCUUCAUCCGUUUGCAAAAUGAUUCCUGACCUGUACAGACUGUGCGCUUGGCCGUUUUAAUGAAACUCCUAUCUCCAAGGGAGUUGCUCUCUGACACCCUAAUGGGUCACUGGAGACUGUUGACAGGCUUCCACUUUGCUGAAGCCUUGAGGGCUGCGGGGACGCUCCAUGCUUGCCCUGUGGCUCCCCACGAGAGCCACUCUGCCAAAGAACUGUAAGGCCUCGAAGUGUGCCGGAAUUCGCCGCUUCGUGCUUCGCAUUUCUUUGGGACUGUGUUGGCUGGGAAAGAAUUACUUUCAACUUGCUCAGCUGAAUUCUCACGAGGUUGGUCAAGCUUAUGGAGC